AUGAUUCGUUCGUGUAUUCUCAUCGCGGUGUUGAUCGUUCUGGCCAGCUCGAGCUCGGCCCAGGAAGCAGAUAAAGAUUGGUAUAAGAACAGUCUGGUGUAUCAGAUCUAUCCGAGAAGCUUCAAGGACAGUAAUGGCGAUGGCAUUGGCGAUUUGAUAGGUAUCAAGAACAAUUUGGAGCACAUUAAGGCCAUUGGCGCCGAUGCGUUAUGGAUGUCACCGAUCUUUUCUAGUCCACAGAAAGAUUUCGGCUACGAUAUUUCUAAUUUUACCGAUAUCAAUGAAGAGUACGGCUCCUUAGAUGAUUUUAAAGACCUCGUAGCGGAGGCACAACUUCUUGGGCUGAAAGUAAUCCUUGAUUUUGUGCCGAAUCACAGUUCAGAUCAACAUGAAUGGUUUAACAAAAGUAUCCACCGUAUUGAACCUUACGAUGAAUACUAUGUUUGGCGUGACGCAAAAUAUGAUAACGAUAACAAUAGGACAGAACCGAACAACUGGUUGAGUGCUUUUGGAGGCUCUGCCUGGCAAUGGCACGAUACGCGAGAGCAAUAUUAUUUGCAUCAGUUCGCUGUUGGACAACCAGAUCUCAAUUAUCAUAAUGAGGAGCUGCGAGAAGAAAUGAAAAAAGUUUUAGUAUUCUGGAUGGAUCUGGGCGUAAAAGGCUUCCGCAUUGACGCUAUCAAUCAUAUGUAUGAGGAUGAUCGAUACUUGGAUGAACCAUUAAGUAACUUAAACGUACCAAGCGAUGAUUACGACUACUUGAAUCAUAUUUACACAAAAAAUCUUCCCGAAACUUACGAGACUCUUAAGACUUGGAGGGAGUUGAUGGAUAAUCACUCAACGGGUGACAUGAAGAUGAUCCUGACCGAGGCCUAUGCGGACUUUGAUCUCACUAUAGAGUACUAUCAGUCUGGUUCAACGGUGCCGUUCAACUUCGUAUUUAUUAGUGAUCUAAAUAACAAAUCCAGUGCAGCCGAUUUCAAACGUAAUAUCGAUCGUUGGAUAAACAACAUGCCUAACGGUACGGAAUAUGUUGCGAAUUGGGUGACGGGAAAUCACGACAAUCAUCGCGCGGCUACCAGAUUCGGCGAGAAACGAGCCGAUCAACUUUCCAUGUUGGCAACCGUUUUGCCCGGUGUAAGCGUGGUUUACAAUGGCGACGAGAUCGGUAUGCUCGAUAGGAAUUUUACAUUCGAAGAAACUAUGGAUCCUGCCGGAUGCGGUGCUGGACCCGAUAGAUAUUUUUUAAAAUCGCGAGAUCCAGAAAGAACACCUUUCCAGUGGGAUAAUAGCACCAGCGCCGGUUUCUCUACUAACAAUUUAACGUGGCUUCCGGUGAACGGAAAUUAUGACUACUUGAAUUUAGAGGCGCAAAUACCCGAUCUAUACUCUCAUUAUAACGUGUUUAAGCGCUUAACACAACUGAAGAAGAAGCCCGUCAUCAAGCAGGGCACUCUGGAGACUGCGUUGUACUGUUUUAAAUGUUGUGUCACCGAAAAUGUUCUAGGUGUAGUACGACGAGACGGAACAUCCAUUGUGGUCCUCAUAGUGAACUUUAGCGACACGGAGACGGUCAUCGUUGAUAUUUCAACCUGGUUAAACAUUUCGGAGCAGUUAAUGGUGUAUACAUCCAGCGAUUCCAAUCUGCUUCUAAGAUCGUCCGUUAAUAUGGGUACCUUCAGUCUGACUGGUUCAGUCUCUGUUGUGCUCACCACAGCAGAUUUAUUCGAUUAAAUUUUUGCUUAUUUCGUAUUAACGAAUAAAACUCUUAAGUAAAGCAAAUUUUCGGAUACAGUAAACAUAAGUAUUUUUUCUGUGGGCAGAUUGUAUUUUGUGUAAAUAUGAGAAUGAACUUUUUCAAAGGAAAUGUAUUUUGUGAUAAUAACGAUUAAAAAUAAAUUUGUUGCCAUUAGAUAUCAUGUUACUAUUAAAUGAAAAAAAAAACAUUAUAACAGCAUUUAAAAUCAAUUAGUGCUCAUUUAUGUAUCUACAAAAUGCACAUUUUCGUUUAACCGAAUAAAUUUUAUUUU
Mycetomoellerius zeteki is the source of this 2030-nucleotide messenger RNA. RefSeq names its product alpha-glucosidase (gene Hbg2). Bases 1 to 1734 code for a protein of 577 amino acids. NCBI's taxonomy places the organism in Eukaryota, Metazoa, Arthropoda, Insecta, Hymenoptera, Formicidae. Gene Ontology annotation, biological process: carbohydrate metabolic process. The transcript is spliced from 2 exons. The record is from RefSeq and is a predicted model, not a curated record.